Molecule: messenger RNA, 10516 nt
Organism: Leucoraja erinaceus (little skate)
Lineage: Eukaryota; Metazoa; Chordata; Chondrichthyes; Rajiformes; Rajidae
Product: transient receptor potential cation channel subfamily V member 1-like
Biological process (GO): calcium ion import across plasma membrane
Cellular component (GO): membrane
Molecular function (GO): protein binding; calcium channel activity
Source: RefSeq, a predicted model, not a curated record
GACAUGCUGUGAAGGUGCAGGCUUCACACUGUAUUUUAUGACUCACAAGCACAAUCGAUUAAGGAUGUCUGUAAAAACAGAACCCACUUGUUACGCAGGGACAGCCUGUAAAUAAUUCAUGCCCGCUGCAUUUGACCCCUCAAAGGGAAGUAGGUGCGUGGAGGCGCAAGAACUGCAGAGGCUGGAAUCUUGAGCAAACUGCUGGAGGGAACUUAGUGGGUCAGGCAGCAUCUGUGGAGAGAAAUGGACAGAUAAUAUUUUGGGUCAGAACCCUUCUUCGGAGUGGGUUCUUUCUAUCUAUACAGCCUGGGAAACCAUCAUUGUAUACAUCCCAAUUGUCCUCCCUCAGUCCCCUUUGAUGCAAAGAAAAUUCAUAUUAUCCAAUAUUUCCUCAUGGCUAGGGCUUUCCAUACGAUAACUUCCUAGUAAAUCUCUUCACCAUCUCUAAUAUAAUCACUUCUUUCUACAUUUACAUAAUAUAUAAGUACAAACAGUAGAUGCUGAAAAUCUUUGUCAGCUUACUUAGCAAUGGAGACUGAACCAAAAUAAUAUUUUGGGGAAAGGACCUGGGAAUGGAUUUUGAAUGUCUAUGAGUUAUUUUUGGCCUAUUUUUGAUGUUCUGCUUCUUCCUGCUUUUGGUGAAAAGAAACUGAUUUCAUCUCAUGAGUGUGGUAGCUUUUGGGAUUGAGACAUCACAAAGACAAGGGAAGUGGUUGUAGAGAUGGUGCGCAGAGUCCUGGUGACAGGAAUUAGCAAAAGUACAUUGAUAAUUGAUUCACUACAGCAGCAGAACGGUGGCAAACGGAGGCUGGUUAAAGAGGAGCAGAGGAGGCAGCUGUACCUAGUGUCUGGUUCAAACUGUUGAUUGAGAAUCAAAUGGCCAUCAGUACCACUCUGCCGAUGAGGACUGGAGCGUUUUUCCUCAAGGUAGGAGAAACCAAUUCUGUUUGUUAGAAUUGUGCUUGAAAGAAAGCUGGAAUCAGACCUUUGGGAAGUGCGAUCCAUAUCUGUGGCUGUGGAUAUUCCACAUUCCUGCGCACAGACAGGGAGUCAGUUAGCACCGUAUGGAUAGAUGGGGUCAGGCUUUCUCCAACAGCUGGAGAGUUAGUAACAAGAGGACACGGAUUGGAAAGAUUAACACUGGGGAGAGCAAGAGACAAGGAACUGCAGAUGCUGGCUGCCUUUUUGGGGCAGCACCUCCUGUAGAUCCCUUCAAUGGUGGGGAGGUGAGUGUCUGUGAUGAACUGGGCAGUAUUCACCAUAUUUUUGCAUUCUUCUUCAUUCCUGGGCAUUUGAGUUGCCAAACCAUGCUGUGACACAACCAGUCAAUAGGUUCUCUACCUGUAGAGGCCCAAGAGAAUAUUUGUCAACAUACCAAAUCUCCUUCGCCUUCUAAUGAAGUAGAGGCGUUAAUGGGCUUUCAUUAUGAUUGCAUCAAUGUGCUGGGUCCAGGACAGAUCUUCAGAGAUAUGCACACGCAGGAAUUUGUUGUUUUGGACAUUCUUCACCACCGUCCCGUCAAUGAAAACAGGUUUGUGGAUCCUCCACCUCCUCUUCCAAAGUCAACAAUCAGUUCCUUGGUUUUACUUGCGUUGAGAGCAAGGUUGUAGUUCUGGCACCAUUCGGUCAGUCGAUCGACCUCCCUCCUAUACUCUGACUCACCGUCAUCUGUAAUUUGUCCAAUAAUGGUGGUGUCAUCGGCAAAUUUGAAGAUGGAGUUGGAACCAUGCCCAGUUAUGUAGUCAUGAGUAUUGUGUGGGUAGAGCAGGGGUCUGAGCACGCAGUCUUGUGGUGCUCCUGUGCUGACGGUUAUCGAAGAGGAAGUAUUGCUGCCACUUCAUACUAAUUGUGAUCAGUUGAUGAGGAAGCCGAGGAUCCAGUUGCAGAGGAAUGUGCACAGACCAAGUUCUGUGAGCUUGGUAACUUCUUCUUUAGAUUUCAGCUGGGUCUCUAUCCCUUCCUCAUCCCAGAUGCUUCCUGACCCGCUGAGCAGCACUUUGUGUUUUACUCAACAUUCCAGCAUCUGCAGCCUCUUGUGUCAGAUUUAUACAUUUCUUUUUUUAUAAUGUGUUUUCUGAACUAUUUUCUUGUUGGCUUCUUACAUAACUCUGUUUUAUAUAAGAGGUGAAAUCAUGUAUCAAAACAACCGUGAGAGAGUUUGACAUAAUUUAUUUGUGAAUAGUGAGUUAUAAACAAGAAUUAAUGGGAUACUGUUAUAAACUGGUUUGCUGAAGGGCAUGUCACGAAACAAGCCUUUAUACAAAAGCCAUUCUUCAUCCAAAUUACAUCAAUUUUCACACAUUCAAUGUCACCAUAUAAUUCCUUGCCGGAUAUUUGUCAUGUCAAGUAGAGUUCAUUGUCAUGUGCUCAAGCGCGGUGAGGUACAGAUAUAUUUGGCUAUGAACUGCUUUGCACAUCCUGCAGUUAUGAAAGGUGCUGCAGGAUGGGUAAAGCAGGAUCUCUUUUAAUGCUUUCUGCUGGAUUUGAACUCAGAGAAUGACAAUGAACUAAAGGUGAUUGUAUCCUGUGCAGGGAGGGUUUGUCAGGUGGAAUUCUCUGCCUCAGUGGGAGGUGGAGGCAGGUUCUCUGGAUGCUUUCAAGAGAGAGCUAGAUAGGGCUCUUGAAAAUUGCGGAGUCAGGGGAUACGGGAAGAAGGCAGGAACGGGGUACUGAUUGGGGAUGAUCAGCCAUGAUCACAUUGAAUGGCGGUACUGGCUCGAAGGGCCAAAUGGCCUACUUCUGCACCUAUUGUCUAUUGUCUUUGGCCUUCACAGUCACACAGCAUGGAAACAAGCCCUUUGGCCCAACACAUGCCUUCCCAUCUAAGAUUGUCCCAUUUGCCUGUGUUUGAUCCAUAUCCCUCUCAACGUUCCCUAUGCAUGUACAUGUCCAAAUGUUGUUUUAAUGUUGUUAUUGUACAUGCCUCAACCACUUCCUCUGGAAGCUCAGUAAAAUCAGCUGCAGUCCCUUUUUUAUGGAUACUGAAAGUCACUGAAAGUAAGCAUGCAGGUACAGCAGGCAGUGAAGAAAGCUAAUAGCAUGUUGGCCUCCAUAAUAAAUAGGAGUUGAGUAUAGGAGCAAAGAGGUCCUCCUGCAGUUGUACAGGGCCCCAGUGAGACCACACCUGGAGUAUUGUGUGCAGUUUUGGUCUCCAAAUUUGAGGAAGGACAUUCUUGCUAUUGAGGGAGUGUAGCGUAGGUUCACAAGGUUAAUUCCCGGGAUAGCGGGACUGUCAUAUGUUGAUAUAAUGGAGCAGUUGGGCUUGUAUACUCUGGAAUUAGGAAGGACAAGAGGGGGGUUUAUUGAAACAUGUUAGAUUAUUAAGGGAUUGGACACACUAGAGGCAGGAAACAUAUUCCGGAUGUUGGGGGAAUCCAGAACCAGGGGCCACAGUUUAAGAAUUAGGGGUAGGCCAUUUAGAACGGAGAUGAGGAAAAACCUUUUCACCCAGAGAGUUGUGAAUCUGUGGAAUUCUCUGCCUCAGAAGGCAGUGGAGGCCAAUUCUCUGGAUGUUUUCAAGAGAGAGUUAGAUAGAGCUCUUAAAGAUAGCGGAGUCAGGGGAUAUGGUGAGAAGGCAGGAAUGGGGUACUGAUUGUUGAUGAUCAGCUGGCUCAAAGAGCCGAAUGGCCUACUCCUGCACCUAUUGUCUAUUGUUUAUUGAUACAUGGAGCCCUAGUUGUGGUAUUAAUGUGCAUAAUCCCUGCCCUGGUUUAAGUUCCCACAAGAUUGUAUGUCUGUUUUAUUUUGGACAGACUUACUAAAUUCUACCAGCUUUAUAGGACGAUGCCUCAACCCUUUGGGGAUUCUCACGGUGCCCGUUCUGCAAUCAGUUUCUCAUUGACUCAGAGCAACACGCAAAGAACAAAAGCUUCACUUAUACCAGAAUCACGAGUGCAACCUUCAUCCUGCCAUCUCUCACCACGGACUGCUCCUUUAAAACCCUCCGUUAAGCUCGCACUUGGACCAAGUUUCCGAUGAGCACUGUUCCACCAAGUCUGAUUGCGGCUCUCUCUUGCUGUUGACUGGAUGUUAUUGAAAUACGGGGUAUAUUUGUCUAGAUCUUGUUGUCUGUAAUAUGCGCCUCAGUGUUUGGGAGAUUUGUUUGGGAGAUUUGGUGACAACUUCAGCUCAUUUAAAAUAAAAUGCACAUGGGAGACGGAGAAGGUGUGUUGGCCCUGGAGGAAUGAGGAACUGCAGAUGCUGAAAUGUUAGACAAAACCCAAAGUGCUGGAGGAACUCAGCGAUCAGCAUGUGUGGAAGGAACAGAUGAGCAACAUUUCGGGUUGGGACCCAUCUGAAACAGGGUCAGAUUGAAGAAGAGUCCCAACACAAAACACCACCUACCCAUUCCCUCCACAGAUGCUGCCUGACCACAGAAUUCCUCCAGCACUUUGCGUUGCUGUUAAUGACAUGGUGUAAUGAUAAAUGCACUUAAAGACAUUCAUAGAUAAAAUGUACUGUGUGUUGUUGAGUUUUAAUUCUCCUUGAUGGGUUAUAAUUGGAUUUAUUUUUCCCUUGCAGAACAUUUGAGGUUUUCCACCACAGGUCUCCCUUACUCUCCCUUGAACAGUUCCAUGCCUGGGUGGGCUUGCGGAGCAGAGAUGAGACGGUUACCGAGUGAGGAUGAGAGUCAGCUCGAGGUCACUGCUGAAGUUACCUUGAGUGCCGACACGGACGAGGUUUUCACUGAGGAUGAGGACCUGGGCAAUUACAACUGCACCCUUGGCCACUCCGUGCUGGCCAAGGGCCCAGCCCCUUCUACACCCAAACAUCAGAAGAGGACAAGGAAUCAAUAUUACUUCCGCGAAGCCGACAGCUCGAAAAGCAAGGCGCCCAUGGACUCCUUCUACCCAAAAGGUUAUCAACUGUCUCAGAAUUCAAACACCCCAUCGCCUAAGGAGAAGGAAAAGAGGCAGUCCCUGGAUUCGUUUAGAAGCAGUGAGAAGAAUUCUCUGCCCCAGCUGUACGAGCGCCAGUGGCUGUUUGAGGUGGUGUCCAAAGGCAAUGCGUGCAAGUUAGAUGGAUUCCUGCAGCACCUGAUCCGGAGCAACAAACGCCUCACUGACUGGGAAUUCAGAGACCCUGACACGGGGAAAACCGCCUUGCUGAAAGCUCUGCUGAACUUGAGCAGCAAUCGCAAUGACACCAUCCCUGUGCUGCUGGAAAUUGCGGAGAAAACAGAUGACUUGAAGCUGUUCAUCAAUGCAGCCUACAUGGACAGUUACUACAAGGGCCAGACAGCACUGCACAUCGCCAUCGAACGCCGCUGCCUGCACUACGUGGCGCUCCUGAUCCGUAACGGUGCCAACGUCCAUGCCAAGGCCAACGGCUUGUUCUUCAAGGACAGAGAGGGGCAGCCAGGAUUCUACUUCGGGGAACUGCCUCUCUCACUCGCUGCCUGCACCAAUCAGCCAGAGUUGGUGAACCAUCUGCUGGAAAACCCAUACGAGCAGGCACAGAUCGAGGCAGUGGACUCGAAGGGCAACAAUGUGCUCCACGCACUGGUAUCCAUCUCCGACAACAGCCGGGAGAACACCAGGUUCGUCAUCGAGAUGUACGACCUUCUCCUCAGGCUUGGCGUGAAGCUCCAACCUCAACUCAGCCUGGAGAACGUGCGGAAUAAGAAGGGGCUCACUCCCCUCAAGCUGGCCGCCAAGAUGGGAAAGAUUGAGGUGCUGAAGUACAUCAUUGGGAGAGAUAUCCAGGAGGAGGGGUGCCGGCAUCUGUCCAGAAAGUUCCGGGAGUGGGCCUACGGGCCGGUGCACUCCUCAUUGUACGACCUCUCCGAACUGGACACGCACGAGAAAACCUCCGUGUUGGAGAUCAUCGCUAAACAGACUCCGAACCGACACGAGAUGCUGCUGCUGGAGCCUCUCAACCAUCUUGUGCAGGAGAAGUGGAACAGCUUUGCCAAGUUCAUCUUCUACUUCAAGUUUAUCGUCUACCUGUGCUAUAUGAUUGUCUUCACCAUCACCGCCUACAACAGGAUCGAGAAUAGGAAGCCUCCAUUCGCACUGGAGUACACAGUGACCGGCUACCUGCAUGUGGCCGGACAGAGCAUUAUGCUCCUCGGGGCCAUCUACCUCUUCUUCCAGGGGGUGGAAGAGGUUUUCCUGCGGCGGCGGCGCACUCCGAAGUCCAUCUCCAUCGAUGGCUACUGUGACAUCCUCUUUUUCGUUCAGGCUUUGCUGCUCCUGUCAUCAUCCGUACUGUACGUUGCCGGACGGGAGGAGUAUGUGGGCUUCAUGGUGAUUUCACUGGCGAUUGGCUGGAUCAAUACACUGUACUACACCCGGGGCUUCCAGCAAAUGGGCAUCUACAGUGUGAUGAUGCAGAGGAUCUUCCUGACGGAUCUGAUGAGCUUCCUUCUCGUCUACGCCGUGUUCCUCUUCGGAUUCGGAGCUGCGUUGGUGGUGCUAAUUGAGGACGGUGUCUACAACAACACCAAACCUGGUUGCAAAAAGGACACCACCUACAAGAACUUUGGGACAACCUCCUUGGAGCUGUUCCGAUUCACUAUCGGCAUGGGAGACCUGGAGUUCACUGAGAACUACAAAUUCAAGAAGGUUUUCAUCUUCCUGCUAAUAUCGUACGUCAUCCUUACCUACAUCCUUCUGCUCAACAUGCUGAUUGCCCGGAUGAGUAAAACAGUGGAAGAGAUUUCCAAGGACAGUAAAAGUGUCUGGAAACUUCAGCGAGCCAUCACCAUUCUGGACCUGGAGAAGAGCCUCCCGCGAUGCCUGAGAGCCAGGUCCCGGUCAGGAGAGCUUGUGAUGGUCGGGCUUACAUUUGAUGGGCAGGAGGAUCAGAGGUGGUGUUUCAGGGUGGAUGAAGUUAACUGGAGCAGGUGGAACACUGACCUCGGCCUCAUCAACGAGGAACCAGGAAACUCUGAGCUGCUGAGGAGGAACUCAACCUUUACCGGCAAGAUAACCCGUGGAGAGCGGAGCUGGCGUUCCAUGCUGCCCCUGUUGAAAGAAAUUAAAUCUGAGACGCAGGACGAUGCGAUGACUCUGGCAGUGUUGAACAGCAACCCAUCGAGACAGCCCCACAGACGACCACGCCGACCACGCACUACCAUUGCCAAGGUGGUCUGAUGUCGGAGGUCAGUAGUGGGCUGGGACACUCUUCCAGAUGGACACUCGCACCCUUAGCAUCCUCCGUAACUGGCUCCCCAACCUUCCAGAGUGUCCUGCAGUGUUCUGAUGGAAAACCAGCCCCCGGGUCACUGCUGGAUGCAAGGCGCAGAAGUAGGGUCAUCGGAAAUGUAAGGUUGCUUCAAUUUGUGGAAAAUAUAUUAGUUUAUUACUUGUGUAAAAAAAACAUUGGAGAUGGAAAGAGAAUAUUAUUGAAGACUUUCCAUUUUCCUUUUGGCUGUGAAGACGGGAUGUCAUGGCAAUGGACAUGUUGGGUGAUCAAUGGUGGGAGAGUUGAGGUGGCCAAGAUGAGAGGUCGGGUGAUGAUACUUCCAGCCAGUGUUGCCGGCUCUUCACUAGUCACUAGAGUGUACAGUCAUUCCCUGCCACCCACCCUUGGCGUUAGAGUAGAGUGGGUGCUUUUGGAUUAGGUCCAUCAUUGGGUCACUGACACCGGGGCUGUCCUUGUUAUCCUCAACUCACAUCUGGUUACUGAGAGUGGGAACAGGAGCUAGUCUGUGGAACAAGUCAUCCUCUGUUCAUUGCUGUGACAUUGGCUGUCACAUUAUAGAGUCGUACAGCACAACCCGUCCAUGCCAACCAAUAUGUUUAUCCACACUAAUCGCAUUUGCCUGCAUCAGGCUCAUAUCCCUCCACUCCUUUCCCAUCCAAGUACCUGUUUAAUUGUCUUCUAAAUGUUAAAAUACUAUCUGCUUCUACCCCUUUCUCUGGCACUUCAUUUCAGAUAACCACCACCUCCUGUGUGGAAAAAAUGUGCCCAACAUAUAUCUCCUUUAAAUUUCUCCCCUCUUGCCUUAAACCUGUGCCCUCUAGCUUUAGAAACCCCUGCCCUUGGAAAAAUACUCAGUCCAUCUACCCUAUAUUCAUGAUCUAAGGAUGAAUUCCCAAUCUACCUCGUUGCAGUGCUUGAACUUUUUAUUUUUAUCGGCACUUUCGCCAUGGCAAUAACACUAUAUUCUACACUUUGUUAUUUUUCUUUUUUGCAUGACCAUGAUGUGCUUGUGAACGUGCAUGGUAUAAUUAGCCUGGAUAGCAUGCAAAACAAUUUACACUGUCAAAGUACACAUAAUUAUAAAACAAUAGCAAUCUAUGCCUCUCUCAUUUUAUAAACCUCUAUUAGAUCACCCCUCACUCAGCCUUCUAUGUUCUUCCCACCCCCACCCGAGAAUUGUGGAGGCAGAGGGUAACGAGAGUGCAGCCGCUACAGUGAUCUAGGAGGAUUGUUGCACCAGUAGUCAAUACAAAUCGAUUAGAGAGGCCACAUUAGCUAUACAAUUACAGAAAAAUAAAACUCAGCAGGUCGGCAGCAUCUGUGGAGUGAGAAACAGUCAAUGUUUCAAAUCUGCAACCACUCAUCAGAACUCAGUCACAGACCCGAAAUGUUAACUGGGGAGUAACGUAGAACAGUGAAGGGCCUGCAUCAUAUCAGGGUCUCCAAAAGAUUUUGAACUUUUCAAAAUCCAGCGGCGACAAAAAAAAUGUUGCGACACUUAAGGAAACAAGUCAUCGUGCUGCAUCACGCCGCAACUUUUUCGGUGACCUGAUACGUAAGUCAAUUAUGCUGGCAGUCGCCGAAAAAAUCUCCAAGUAGAACAGGCCAUUGAGACCUUGGCGGCACAUAGUUCCCUGAAAGUGGAGACACAGGGUAGAAACAUAGAAACAUAGAAAAUAGAUGCAGGAGUAGGCCAUUCGGCCCUUCGAGCCUGCACCGCCAUUCAAUAUGAUCAUGGCUGAUCAUCCAACUCAGUAUCCUGUACCUGCCUUCUCUCCAUACAUGGGCCGCAUCUAACUCCCUCUUAAAUAUAGCCAAUGAACUGGCCCCAACGACUUUCUGUGGCAGAGAAUUCCAGAGAUUCACCACUCUCUGCGUGAAAAAUGUUUUCCUCAUCUCGGUCCUAAAAGAUUUCCCCCUUAUCCUUAAACUGUGACCCCAACAUCGGGAACAAUCUUCCUGCAUCUAGCCUGUCCAACCCCUUAAGAAUUUUGUAAGUUUCUAUAAGAUCCCCCCUCAAUCUUCUAAAUUCUAGCGAGUACAAACCGAGUCUAUCCAGUCUUUCUUCAUAUGAAAGUCCUGACAUCCCAGGAAUCAGUCUGGUGAACCUUCUCUGUACUCCCUCUAUGGCAAGAAUGUCCCUCCUCAGAUUAGGAGACCAAAACUGUACGCAAUACUCCAGGUGUGGUCUCACCAAGACCCUGUACAACUGCAGUAGAACCCCCCUGCUCCUAUACUCAAAUCCUUUUGCUAUGAAAGGGUGGUGAGGAAGCCUAUGGAAUGCUUGCCUUCAUCAGAGGGAUCAUUGAGUACAGGAGUUGGGAGGCCAUGUUGCUGUUGACAAAAGGUUAGUCUGGCCAUGGUUAGAGUAUUGUAUACAGUUCUCGCCACCACUCUUACAGGAAAGAUGUGAUUAACCGAGAGAGGGAGUAGAAAACAUUCAAAGGAAUGGCUUGAGUUAUAAGGAGGGACUGGAUAGGCUAGGACUGUUUCAAGUCAAGUUUAUUUCAUUUGUGCCAGUAAGGCAAGGUGCAGGUACAAUGAAAAUCUAAAUUGCUGUAGCAUCACAGAUACAUAGACUCAGACAACACACAAAAACAGAAAAUUAUGCAUAAAUUAUAUAUAACUUAGACAAAUUCUACAAGGCAGGGAAAAGAUAAUCAAAGCCAUGCAAAAAUACACGAUUAGACGCAAGUCUGUGCAAGAGGUAAUGCAGAACGUUCUGAUGUUAAGGUGGGAUUAAGAUUGUGCAUGUUGGUUCAAGCCCCUGAUAGUUGUAGGAAAGUAGAACAAGGAACUCUCAAACAGAGACCCAAUUGAUUUAACUUUACUAACGCUCCCCUCCGCCUGACGGUAGUUGUCCUCACCUUCACAAAUUCACUUUUGAUUCCUCUCACUUUCACCAAAUGGAAGGUGUAGCCAUGGGCAAUUGCAUGGACCCUAGCUAUGCCUGCCUUUUUGUUGGUUACAUUGAACAAUCUUGUUUCAGGCGUACUCUGGCACCAUCCCCAACUUUCUCCGCUACAUCAACGACUGCAUUGGGGCUUCCUCCUGCACCACUAGAGAAAUAUGUGCCAAAUGCAAGCAAAUGGAAUGAGUGUAGAUAACCACCAUGGUCAGCAUGAACAAGUUGGGCUGCAGGGGUCAUUUCCAUGCUGUAUAACUAUGAAUCUUUGAAACCUCUCCCCUGAUUUGCUGGUGUGAUACUCUUCCCCCAUUGGUUGUCUGACACAUGGGGUCAAUUCAUUGAUGCCCCCACCCUCAUGUACCUGCCUUCCCAAAGGCAACCCUGAUUGGAUGAUUUGUUGUAUGUCAAUAUAUCAUGUUACCACUAAUUUUAUAAGUAAUAAAGGUAGAAGUGAAAUCA